Molecule: messenger RNA, 1099 nt
Organism: Fomitopsis serialis
Lineage: Eukaryota; Fungi; Basidiomycota; Agaricomycetes; Polyporales; Fomitopsidaceae
Exons: 1
Coding region: 100-891 (263 amino acids)
Source: RefSeq, a predicted model, not a curated record
UCGUGACCUCUCUUCCCGCCGCCUUCCUCCUCUUCCUCCUCCUCCAUCACGCUACCCGCAGGUAGACCUCCUCAUAUGUGCUGAGCCCCGUGAAAACCUAUGUUUGCUAGGCCAGUACGAGCGUUGAUCCGCUUGCGGGCUACAGCUCGCUGCAACUCUACAGUCGCUCCCGCCGCCAGCGCAGACGCAGGCGAAAAGACUGCCCCGAGGCGCACCGUCCCAAUCCUCCAGGAGUUCGGAGAUAUCAAAAUCCGUGAGGUUCUUCAUUGUCUUGCAGAAACCGCAUGCUCAGUCCGACUCAGGGAAUGCUCGCAAAGUAAAGUCGGACCGAACUGGGUAGGAGACCUAGGGCUCGGGUCCGGUGGUGGCGGCGGUCUGGCCGAUAAACUAGCACGGCGCAAGAGGCAGAACGUUGGCGGUAGCACCUCCAACGACGCUGGCCUCGAAGUGGUUCUCAAUGCCGACGGCACACCACAAGCCCCCGAGCUCUCCAUUCCGGCACGAACACAGCGCUCGAACGGAGACAGGCAGUCUUCUGCGCGGGGAGAGAAGAGGCAGGGCGGCGCGAAUCGUGGCAACAAUACACGAUCACAAGGAGGUGACCGAGCAGCUCGACCCCAGGAGAGAGGCGACCGAGCAGCUCGACCUCAGGAGAGAGGUGACCGAACGGCGCGACCUCAGGAGAGAGGUGACCGAACGACUCGACCCCAGAGAGGCGACUCUCAGAACCAGCGAUUGAGACCCGAAAAACAAUACUCGGCCAACCGAUCCUCAGAUAGGCGUUCCAAGACGAGGGACGAAGACGUCCGACCCCUCGUCGUCCUCUACCUCUCCCACCCGUUCAAAUCCAACAGGAGACCGCGAGAAUCGCGGUCACGCCGUCAGAGCUAGACGACUCUUCGCGAACACCGUCACGUUUGACCCCACUGCGAUCGCCGCCGUGAAGCCGGGCGCACAGAAUCUGCAGAACGCCGGUGUUGCGCGCCGAGUGCAGCAGACCCUGGAGAGGCGGGGAGGCGACUACUCGCGGUAUCUGCCCCAGGACCUGGGCACGUCGUUCCCGGAGCAGCUCGGGGCGCUCGGUCUCGCAAGACUGCAC